Molecule: messenger RNA, 980 nt
Organism: Paramecium tetraurelia
Lineage: Eukaryota; Ciliophora; Oligohymenophorea; Peniculida; Parameciidae
Exons: 6
Molecular function (GO): protein binding
Source: RefSeq, a predicted model, not a curated record
AUGCUAACAUGUUCUAAAAAUCUGAAAUUAAAAUUAUAUACAGUUCCUGAUGAUCAGUUUCCUAAAAGGAGACACACUGCUUCACGAUCCUUGAAGCUCAGUUCAAGGAAAAAAAAAUUACAAGAUGACUAUGAUAUAUUUUAGUACCUUAAAAACGAAAAUACAACAGACAAUUAUAUGACAUCAUUAACUGACCGAAAGGAAAAUAGCUAACUUCAUUAUAACAAUACUUCUGAAGUAAGGGUCAGUAACUUGUUUGAAAAAGAUAAAGGGUUCUUAAAAAAGUUCAAUGAUGUACAAUCGAAAAGAAAAUAAGAAUAACUUUUAAAAGCUGAUUAUUUAUUAAAGAAAGAUUUAGCAGACUUGAAUAAAAUUGCUUAAAACAGUGUUUAAUCAUUCUCGAGUCAUUUUUCUCUUUACAAUCAUUUCCACUUCGAACAUUUAUUAGAGCCUUAAACAACAAGACCUGAUUUGCAAUUACCACCAAAACAGACAUUUUCAAUUUUAAGUAAUCCAAAUAAAAGGGAUAGAACUUAUAAGGUUCCUUUGCAUUAACCUUUUAUUUCAUAAGAUAAAAUAAUUAAUGAGCAAUCUCUAGAGAAAGUAAGAUUUUUGAAUUAGAAAAUGAAUCGAAUGAGCUUGAAUUUAAUAACAAAACUAGAUCCUUUGAGUGAAUAGUAUUUUCAAUAGAUCUAAGAUGGAAAUGUGGAUGAGCUCAAAAAGUUGAUAAAGAAAUAUCCUCAUUUAUUAUAAUAAAGAACUCGAUUGCAAGAGACAGGCCUUCAUGUGGCUGUAAAGAGAAACAAGAACCAGGUUGUUGAAUUACUAUUAAAUAAUUAAAUCGAUGAAUUCGCAAGAAAUAUUUGGGGAUAAACAUCAAGAUAAUUGGCAUUCAAAUUAUAAUAUCGUAACAUUUUAAAAAUGCUUACAUAUGAUUAGAAUUAGUGAUUAUAGAUUAAAAUUUUUAUACAAUUAAAUAA